AUGAGGAUCGAAACGUGCCACCUGUGCUCCCGCCCCGUCUACCCGUCCAAGGGGAUCACGUUCGUGCGCAACGACGCCAAAGUGUUCCGGUUCUGCCGCUCGAAAUGCCACAAGAACUUCAAGAUGAAGCGGCAACCACGCAAACUCAAGUGGACCAAGACACACCGCGCCCUCCGGGGCAAAGAGAUGAUCGUCGACCAGAACCUGCUGCUCUCGCAGUUCGCGAAGCGCCGCAACGCCCCCGUCAAAUAUGACCGUCACCUCGUCCAGGCGACCAUCAAGGCCAUGGAGCGUAUCGAGGAGAUCCGCGCUCGGCGGGAGCGCGUGUACACCCGGCGGAGACUGAGCGGCAAGGCACAGCGGGAUGCCCGGCGCAGGCAGGAUCUCAAGGUCGUGGCCCAGGGAGAGCAUCUCAUCAAGAAGGAGUUGGCCGAUCUGGAGGCCGCGAGGGCCGAGAUGGAGCCUAUGCUCGACCAGGUUAAGAGAGACAUCGAGGCUAGUAGGGUGGUCGGGGAGGAGAGACUGCGGCAGAAGAGGAAGAGGAAGAUGUUGGUGGGUGGAGGAACGGAAGAAGACAUGGAUUUGGACUGA
Fonsecaea erecta is the source of this 591-nucleotide messenger RNA. RefSeq lists its product as hypothetical. The transcript is spliced from 2 exons. Gene Ontology annotation, cellular component: nucleolus. Gene Ontology annotation, biological process: ribosomal large subunit biogenesis. The record is from RefSeq and is a predicted model, not a curated record. Bases 1 to 591 code for a protein of 196 amino acids. Lineage: Eukaryota; Fungi; Ascomycota; Eurotiomycetes; Chaetothyriales; Herpotrichiellaceae.